Messenger RNA from Microdochium trichocladiopsis, 1323 nucleotides. RefSeq lists its product as uncharacterized. The record is from RefSeq and is a predicted model, not a curated record. The coding region runs from base 1 to 1323 and encodes 440 amino acids. The transcript is spliced from 2 exons. Lineage: Eukaryota; Fungi; Ascomycota; Sordariomycetes; Xylariales; Microdochiaceae.
AUGUCUGAUCCAGUUCCGUUCGUCAAUAGUGGGCGCUACUGGCUCGUUAGCCUUGUCAACAGCAUCUCGGUCUGGGCCGCGGUGGCCGUCUUGUCAUGGGCAGGCGAUUUCACCAUCACCGCCGCCGUCCUGGCCUUAAUACAGCGCAUCUUCAUUGCCCUCGUGAGCAACCUCGGCGGUGGCGUCCUCAUUGUCCGGGGCAUCUUCACCAACGAGACCAGCCCGGAGGUCAUCAACUAUAUUCUGAAUCAUCUCGGCGACUUGCUCUGCUUCCUCUAUGAUCUCAUCCGCCCCUCAGCCGUCAUCACUACCGGCAAUGCCGGCACCCCCCCUGAAAACGAGUACUGGGAGCUUGAUCUGACGAUAGAAGCCAACCAGCGGGCAGUUGGCGCCCAGAUACAGCGCGUGCUGCUUUCGAUCAGCGAGAUCAUCAGGCUGGGCAACCGCUGGCCGGCCCCGACUACAAUCGCUGACGUGACCAUGAACACCGAGCUCGAGAGUGAUUUGGUUAAUGAGGCCCCACGCCCGACCUACGUCGCCAGAUUUAACGGCAAAGCACCGUCGGAACUCAGCGGAGAAAAAUGGAUAUACAUCAACGGCAUCGGCAACGAGCGGGUAUGGUUCGAGAGCGGGUGUCGCAAGAUCAGCAACGCGUUCCGCCGGGAUGUCACGGGCGUGUAUAAUCGCAGCGACGGAAUUCUGUGGGACAUAAUCGAGUGCUUUGGCGAGCAUUCGGCCAUAUUCGACGCCAACGACAUGCAGAUAGACAAUAGGUUUAUCCAGGUCACGGGAUCGAGCCAGGCUGCGCAAGAGGCGCUCAGGGCGGAACUCGACAGGACCCUGUGGCCCCAAGACGGAUCCCCAGAACCCGAGAAGGUCGUCCUCAUAUGCCACUCGCAAGGCUGCCUGCUCACCCGUCUUACCUUGCAGGCUAUGGUGCAGGCGUACGACGGCGAAGCCAGGAAGAGAACGGACAUGAAGGAGAAGCUAUACGUGUUUUCGUUUGCGAACCCCAGCAUCGAUUGGCUCGUUGUGGACGGCCAAGAUGUCCAGUCCCUGGGCCAGUUUGCGGCCCUGACGGAGCAUUUCGCCCACGAGGCCGACUUUGUCGCGACACUUGGCGUCAUCUUGCACAUGAAUGGUGACGAGUCGGGCUUCUUCUUUCAAGACCCUCAAAAUCAAUUGAGGACAUCUACCGUGUUUACAAGCUUCAAUGGUGCCGGGCACCUGUUUGGCGCGCACUACUCGCUUGAUCCGAAUGACUAUCACAACGGCGAGGCGUCAGCACUCUUCAGGGCCCUCGGGGGCCACCCACUUGCCUAA